Molecule: messenger RNA, 1007 nt
Organism: Metopolophium dirhodum (rose-grain aphid)
Lineage: Eukaryota; Metazoa; Arthropoda; Insecta; Hemiptera; Aphididae
Product: sorting nexin-22-like
Exons: 4
Coding region: 332-784 (150 amino acids)
Molecular function (GO): phosphatidylinositol phosphate binding
Source: RefSeq, a predicted model, not a curated record
UAUUCUGAAUCGUAAUAAAUAAAUAAUAAUAAUUAAUAAUCGAAAUGGCAAUUAAUACGGAAUAAUCGUACAUAGUAUUAUACACUUAAAAGCUCACGACUCACGAGUAGUCGAUUGUUUUAUAUUAUUUAUUAUUGUUAAAUUAUCAGAGAGGAUUUGGAUUGUCGUUGCAAUGUCUCGCGCCUAUGCGGUUUGCAGCUUUGGUCAGUGACGAACUCACCCACCCGAGUGGUAGAGUUGGUAUACGAGUCGAGUUGGUAUAUAGUCGCUAUAAUAGUUGCCUUGUGUCUUGGAGUUUUGCGCACAUUAAGCAAACCAUGGCCAUGUAAAUAUGGCUGAAAUCACCAUACCUAAGUACGGGCUGGUGCACGAUGUCAAGCCGCACUAUGUGUACACAAUCAAGGUGCUGUCAGCGGGCAUCCAGGAGUGCGUGGAAAAACGGUAUAGUGCUUUUCACGCGUUCCACAGAGAGCUGAGGAAAUCUAUAUCCACACCGCCAUUUCCGUCAAAACGUAUACGAUGCUCACAGCCAAAAGUUCUCGAACAAAGAAGAGCUGGUUUGGAGAGAUAUUUACAAACAGUUUUCAAAAUCGAAGGUGGAUAUAAACAGGUCAUGGAAUUCCUCGGGCUAGAGUAUCAGCCAAGCCAUAAAAUAGAUGUCAAGUAUCAGCGUCCGGUAUUUCAUAUGAUCAGUGAACACAUCCCAUCGCGAAACCGACAUGAAAAACGUUUAUGUUUACCAGACAUAAUCACAGAUGGUGUCCUUAAAGCUCUGUAUGGUUAGUAUUAAACUCCUGAGAAAUAGUGAUAUAUUUAGGUGCACUUUUUGUACCUAGAUUUUUUUAUUAUUAUUUAUAUAGUAUACACAUUUAAAAUCAAAUUUAUUUUUAGUAUUUUUAUUAUAUUUUACUCAUGUAACAUUGUUUAUUUUAGAAAAAAGAUGACCAUAAUAAUUAUUAUUUUAAUAAAAUACAUAAUAUACAAAUAAUAAAUAUAUUAUACUAUAA